This is a messenger RNA of Diorhabda carinulata, 3154 nucleotides long. RefSeq names its product dual specificity protein phosphatase 18-like. Gene Ontology annotation, biological process: protein dephosphorylation. Gene Ontology annotation, cellular component: cytoplasm. Gene Ontology annotation, molecular function: protein tyrosine/serine/threonine phosphatase activity. NCBI's taxonomy places the organism in Eukaryota, Metazoa, Arthropoda, Insecta, Coleoptera, Chrysomelidae. The record is from RefSeq and is a predicted model, not a curated record. The transcript is spliced from 3 exons. Bases 228 to 917 code for a protein of 229 amino acids.
AUAUAUUUACACAAAUAUUCGGUUGGGGAAUGCCAUGCUCGCGCUGAACCCAUUGCGCAAGCCUCGCUUAUUUUGAUUAUAGUUUAAAACUCAGGUAAUUUGCGGCAUUCCAUGACUCAGUCGCGCUUUCAGCAUAUGUUCAGAUCUACCAAAGAAUUAAACAUUCAAUGAAAAUCAGUGUAAAUAAUCUUGAAUAAAUAUUUAUAUGGUUUUCUAAAAUUUUUAAUAUGGAAGUUGAAAAAAUUAUUAUACCUACUAAAGGUUAUGGUGAAUCGAAAGAAAAUGUAGUGCAAAACAUACUACAAAAUCUUCAGGAUGUAGAAAUUAGAGGAGUAGAAUCUUCUGAACUACUUUCAAGACUACAACCUUGUGUAUCUGGCAACAUUUCAGAAAUCACUGAAAAUCUCAUCUUAACAUCAGCAAGUAUUGUAAAUCCACAAACUUUAGAAUUGUACAAAGUUUCCUGUAUCAUUUCCUGUGCUCCAGAAUUACCCGUUCCCAUACAUCGAGAUGAUAUCCUUUACCAUGCAAUCAACAUCAUAGAUUCUGGUUAUUCAAGGAUAUUGCCGUUUUUUGAUAAAGCUGCUGAUCUUAUACAUCAGGUUUCAAACUUAGGAGGUAAAACGUUAGUCUACUGUGUAGCUGGAGUUAGUCGAUCAUCUAGUAUCUGCUUAGCUUACCUAAUGAAAUAUUAUAAAUUAUCAUUACUCGAAUCAUACAACUAUUUGAAACUUCGACGACCGAGGAUAAAACCAAACUGUGGUUUCUUCAAACAACUAAUAGAAUACGAAAAGCAACUAUUUGGUUGUAAUACAGUCCAAAUGGUUUACAACGAAUUCGUCCAAAUGGAGAUACCUGACGUAUAUGAUUCCGAUUAUAGACCGAUUACUAGUUUUUCUAAGAAAAACGGACGAUAAAUCAUUAAAUUUUGGGUGUAUGUGUUCAAAAUGAUAAAUAUGUCGCAUAUCGCUAAAUAAGACUACCUCAUAUGUACUUAAUAUUUAUUCAACAUUUUGGUUAGAGAUUCCAGACAAUUAGCAUAUUUCCAUUUUGAUGUUUUUAAAAAAGGUCUAUUUUCUUUGUCCCAUUUUGUGAGCUGUAGCAAAAUUUUGGGUGUCUUGGAGGCAGAACAGAAAUAUGUAUAUGGGACUAUAAACAAUCAUGGGAGUGAAGUCUAGUGACCUUGCCGGUUAAGGAAUGUCCACAGAGCGACUAAGAACAAAAUAUUUCUUUCCGUAGCAAAACCAUCGAAGCCUUGACUAUGUGUCGUAUCAUCCUGUUGGAACUACAUAUGUGAGCGGAUCAAAAAUAACUUUGUAGUCAUGCAAGCAUGUUCCUACUAUUAACAUUUAUAGUCUGGCUUCAUUCAUUUCCAAUAAAAAGGUUCAAUGAUCCCAAUAGUAGAUAAAGCGCUCCAAGGAGAUAUUUUGAGAUGAUGUAAUCAUUUUCGUUACUUCAGUCGUGAGUUACGAGUUCUUAGAGGUCAGUGACGGCAAUUCUGCUUGUUAAUUUGACCUAUUAAAUGGAAAUGAGCCUCGUCGUUCUAAAAAAAUUAAUUAACACUGCCAAAUUUCUCCAACAUCGUUUCACAAACAUUUCUAUGCGAAACAAACUCAUUUUAUUUCCACUGUUCCACUGAACGAUUUGGAUUUUGAAAGAAUAUAACUCUUUUCCAAAGUUCAUGGAUCAUCUCUCUUGAAAGUUCCAAUGAAGCUACUCGUUUCCGUAUUUAGAGUCGUGUAUUUUCACAUAAACUCUGUUAUACCAGUUCAAUAUUAUCGAGGGUCCUUGCAGAUUAGCUAGACCUCGACCAAGAAGUGUUCAUAGUCGAGGGAGUGGUCCAAAAUCUUUGCACAAAGGAACGAAUUGAGUUUAACACUUGGUCUCUCUACUAAAUGUGACAACUAACCUGUUAGGUACACCAAGUAUGGAAUCUAAGUCCACUGACGGCUUUACUGAUCCCAAUCUAGCAAGUGAAUCAUCUUUGUCGUUAUCCUCAUUGUGUAGAUGUUGGAUUAAUCCACUCGCACUUAAAAUGCUCCUAUCGAUGAAAAAGUGAUGUCACUAGUUAAUAAAGGAGAAUUACAGGUAUUAUGAUAAAAAUAACACCAAAAAAUUAUCAUUUCUUUGGCAACACUGUACAAAGCUGAAGAAAUUUUGGUAAUGAAUCAUAUCUUAUAUCUUCAAAUGAUCAAUCCUUUUAUAUGUGAAUCUCGGAAACAGCUCCAACAAUUUUUAUGAAAUUUAGUAUACAGAGGGUUUCGUAGCCGGUAAAUUGAUGUAGCCAAGAUUUAUUUUUAGAAAAUGGCGAUCGAUUGAUAAUCAACUUUUUUUAUUGAAAGAAAAAUAACAGGGUAGUUGCAUUCUUAUGCAAAAGUCUUUUGAAAGGCUCAUUUUAAAGGUUAUUCUAUGUGUUUUAAAACAGAUCUCCUGAAUUUUCCAAUUUUGGGAUUCUCCAAAAAUAGCCAUCCUUCAACGAGCAAUAACUCAGUUAUUAUUGAAUCUACAGAGGUCUUUCAGAAACGAAUCUCUUUGUUUUUUAAGAGCUACAAGUUAUUCAUGAAAAACAGUAAAAAAUAUGCGUUUAAAUCUUCAAUAACUCAGUAUCAACCUUAGAAGAAAACUUUGAGGAAAUAAAUUUUUAUCUCCAAGAAGGGGUCACUUUCAUCUCCAGGACAAAAGCACCUUUCGGCACAGGGUAGAUUUUGAAGGUUAUAAAUACUAAAUACCAAUUUUCAACAAAAUCGACCUUGAUUAUCAAAAUACCAUGGGAAAUCGGCUGGUAUCUGGCCUAAAAACUGUGGUUUAUUUCAUAGACUUCUAUGUAUUAUAUUUAAAAUUUUUUGUACCUGCUAGAAUUUGAAAUAGCUGAAUUGUAUCAUUUUUAAGUUAACUAUAUAAUAAUUAUAUCAAGAAAUCUCCAAAACAGCAUUGUUAAACCGAUGUAUUAAAUUUAUAAAUACGUAGUAAGUGUUUUAGUAAUUAGAUAUAGAAAAUGAUAAAAAGGACCAAUUAGUUUUGUAAGUUUUUCUAAUAAUAAAGGAAAUAGUAUCUAGUUAUUCCCUGUUUCAUUAUUAACAAUAAAUAAUAACCUAUUAUAACACGUAAGGCAUCUUCUUUCCUGACAUUUGAACUAGCAAUAAAUUCAUGAAAA